Glycine soja is the source of this 1798-nucleotide messenger RNA. RefSeq names its product protein ANTAGONIST OF LIKE HETEROCHROMATIN PROTEIN 1-like. NCBI's taxonomy places the organism in Eukaryota, Viridiplantae, Streptophyta, Magnoliopsida, Fabales, Fabaceae. The transcript has a single exon. The coding region runs from base 173 to 1498 and encodes 441 amino acids. The record is from RefSeq and is a predicted model, not a curated record.
AAUACCCGUUCACACCGGGGUUUAUCCCACAUUAAAAACGCGUGGUCGGAAAAGAGUAGCAAAAAGUAUGUAGCUUCAUUGUUUACACGAAGCCAAGGGCAAACCCAAUCCAAUAAACAACACUGUUCAGAGACCCGUGAGUCUUCGUCAGUUCCAAUUCGUUACCGCGAAAAUGAACGAACCCACGAGAAAAUACCGCAAGAAGAACGAAGAAGGAUCAAGAUCAACCCAGAAGAAUAACAAGAAGAAAGAACUAAAGAGCAUCCUCACUUCGCUCUUGUUCGUGGAUGCAGGAGAGAAAAAUGAAGAACAACACAAGAAAAAGGAGGACUUGAUGGACGGUUACUACAGCGAGGUGGAAGAAUCCAAUUACCCGAAAAAGAGAAAGAAACUCGCCGGCGGUGACUCGGGGAGUCUCCGGCGAGUCUGGGUGAAGGAACGUUCCGGAGCGUGGUGGGAGGAGUGUAACAAACCCGAAUUUCCGGAACAAGAAUUCAAAAAAGCCUUCAGAAUGCGAAGGCUCACUUUUGAAGCAAUUUGCGAGGAGCUGAAUUCGGUGAUUGCGAAGGAAGACACGACUUUGAGAAGCGCCAUUCCGGUGAAGCAAAGGGUGGCGGUUUGCUUGUGGCGGUUGGCCACCGGCGACCCUCUGAGCGUGGUUUCCAGAAGAUUCGGUUUGGGGAUAUCCACUUGCCACAAACUGGUUCUAGAGGUCUGCACUGCCAUAAAGACAGUGCUUAUGCCAAAGUACUUGCAAUGGCCUAAUGUCGUUGCCUUACGGGACAUCAAGGGUGAGUUUGAGAACAUUUCUGGGAUUCCCAACGUUGUAGGGUCCAUGCUCACUUCGCAUGUUCCCAUCAUAGCUCCUAAGAUGAACGUUUCUGCUUACUUCAACAAGAGGCAGACUGAGAGGAACCACAAGACUUCGUAUUCCGUUACUGUUCAAGGUGUUGUUGACCAUAGAGGGGUUUUCACUGAUGUGUGCAUUGGGUGGCCUGGUUCAAUGGGUGAUGAUCAGGUUUUGGAAAAGUCAGCGCUUUUUCAUAGGGCUAAUAAUGCGGGGCUUAAUCUAAGUGGGGUUUGGGUUGUUGGGGGUUGUGGGUAUCCUUUGUUGGAUUGGGUUUUGGUGCCUUAUACUCAGCAGAACCUCACUUGGACGCAGCAUGCUUUCAAUGAGAAGAUUGGAGAGGUUCGGAGGGUUGCUAAGGGUGCGUUUGGGAGGUUGAAAGGAAGGUGGGGGUGCUUGCAGAAGAGGACUGAGGUGAAGCUCCAAGAUUUGCCUUUUGUGCUUGGGGCUUGUUGUGUGUUGCAUAAUAUAUGUGAGUUGAAGAAUGAGGAAAUGGAUCCUGAGUUGUUGGAGAAUAUUGAUGAUGAUGGUGAUUAUGCUGAGGUGAUGGAGCCAGAGGUUGCCUUCAGAUCUGUUAGCUCCUUGAAGGCUAGGGAUGCAAUUGCGCAUAACCUCUUGCACCAUGGACUAGCUGGCACUUCUUUUGUUUGAUUGGAAUAUGGAAUUGAAAAUUGAAGGUUGGGAUUAUGUAUAAUUAAUUCUUUUGCUUGUUUUUAUUUCUAGACAUAUGGUGAUAGUAUUCAGUCAAGGCAUUCAUCAUUGUUUGUUGAAGGGGCUUUGUAACUAAAAGGUAUAUUCGCCCCUCCGACGAUUAUGUGGUUAAUUGUAAUAGUCGUCGGUGUCAGGUUUUAUGUAAACAUUCUGGGAAUUGUAAUAUUCUAGUUCCUUUAACUAUUCACGUGAUGAUAUUUAGACAUUUAUAAAUUACAAACAUCCUAUUAAUACUUUUAA